CUCUUGGGCCCUCCUCCCCUCCAGUAGUCCAAUACAGUCCUGCUGGAGAGUUGCCAGCCUUCCACCGGCUUCUCCUCCCAAUUCUGGGGCCAACAGGCGGAACAUUCCUGUGGGACAGGAGAAGAAGCUGCAGCCUCUGGCCAUGGCGGGACCUGAGUGGCAGUCCUUGGAGCAGUGCCUGGAACAGCAUCUGCCGCCCGAUGAGUUGGGCGAGGUGAAGCGAAUUCUCUAUGGCAAGCAGACUAGGAAGCUUGAUCUGCCCAGAAAAGCUCUAGAAACUGCAGCAGAGAGAAACUUCGAAUUGAAGGGCUAUGCGUUCGAAGCAGCCAAGGAGCAGCGGAGAUGCCCCCAGAUCGUGCGUGUGGGGCUCGUGCAGAACAGAAUACCGCUGCCCACGUCCACCCCUGUGGCAGAACAGGUCUCUGCCCUCCACAAGCGCAUAGAGUCUAUUGUUGAGGUGGCUGCCAUGUGUGGAGUCAAUAUUAUUUGUUUCCAGGAGGCAUGGAAUAUGCCCUUUGCUUUUUGUACACGAGAAAAACUGCCUUGGACGGAAUUUGCUGAGUCGGCAGAGGAUGGGCUAACGACCAGGUUCUGUCAGAAGCUGGCAAAGAGGCACAACAUGGUGGUGGUGUCUCCGAUUUUGGAACGAGAUCGAGAUCACGGGGGAGUCCUGUGGAACACAGCUGUGGUGAUCUCCAAUUCAGGACUGGUCAUGGGAAAGACCAGGAAGAACCACAUCCCCAGAGUGGGUGACUUCAAUGAGUCAACUUACUACAUGGAGGGAAACCUGGGCCACCCCGUGUUCCAGACGCAGUUUGGCAGGAUUGCAGUGAACAUUUGCUACGGACGGCACCACCCCCUCAACUGGCUCAUGUACAGUAUCAAUGGAGCAGAGAUCAUCUUCAAUCCCUCAGCCACCAUUGGCGAACUCAGUGAGUCCCUGUGGCCAAUCGAAGCCAGGAACGCAGCCAUUGCCAAUCACUGCUUCACUUGUGCUAUUAACCGUGUGGGUCAGGAACACUACCCCAAUGAGUUCACUUCUGGAGAUGGAAAGAAAGCACAUCAUGACCUUGGCUACUUUUACGGUUCGAGCUAUGUGGCGGCUCCUGAUGGCAGCCGGACCCCUGGUCUCUCACGCAAUCAAGACGGGUUGCUGGUCACUGAGCUCAACCUCAACCUCUGCCAGCAGAUUAAUGAUUUCUGGACUUUCAAGAUGACAGGCCGACUUGAGAUGUAUGCCCGGGAACUUGCUGAAGCAGUUAAACCCAACUACCGUCCCAACAUUGUGAAGGAAGACCUGCUUCCAGCCCCUAGCUCUAGUUAAGUGCUAACUUUUAAAAUGUAUCCAGGGAUUGGGUGGGAGUGGCGUUCAAUACUCAGGCAGAGGGAGGGUAGAACCGGCACGUGUGUGAGGGAUAACUGCUAACAUUGAAUACAUGGGUUUCUUCUGGGGAUUUGGAAAUGUUUUGGGAUUCAGAAGAUGAUUCAAUAACUUUGAAAUGUAUUAAAUAUAACUAGAUCGCAUA
Cricetulus griseus (Chinese hamster) is the source of this 1526-nucleotide messenger RNA. The record is from RefSeq and is a predicted model, not a curated record. NCBI's taxonomy places the organism in Eukaryota, Metazoa, Chordata, Mammalia, Rodentia, Cricetidae.